AUUAUUUGAAUUUUUCCAGCAAAGCUGAACAUGAUAGGGCGUUCCCCUCACCUCAACCUCACACACCUCCACCUUCUACAAUAUAAAAAGGCUCGACUCUGAAGAGCGCCACACCCUGUAGACGGACUGCUGUUGGACGAUCAGAGCUAAAAAUGAGCAGAAACUUUUUAUCAAGACUGGAAGAACUCCACAGAGGAGACAGUCUCGUGUCCAACAACGGACAGUGGAAGGCAGUUUUCCAGGAGGAUGGGAACUUUGUCAUCUAUGGCUGGAAGCCUGUGUGGACCUCAGACACAGAAAAAACUGGUGCCACACAGCUGAUCAUGCAGGACGACUGCAACCUGGUUAUGUACACCCAGCAGGACAAACCGUGUUGGCAAACCAACACCCAUGACUCCAACUGCUCCAGAUGCCGCCUUCAGCUGACCGAUGACGGCAAAUUGAUCAUACAAAAGAAAGAUGCAACGGUCUGGAGCUCUGCCAAUUCCAAAGGCAUGAAGUGAGGGAAGAUCACUGAAUGACCAAAAGCUUUAAUCUGUUUUCUAUAAUCUAACAGUUUGCACGUACGUUUCAAAUCAGAAAUAAAAAACUGUUGGUCUA
Nothobranchius furzeri (turquoise killifish) is the source of this 600-nucleotide messenger RNA. Its product is annotated as B-type lectin plumieribetin-like. Lineage: Eukaryota; Metazoa; Chordata; Actinopteri; Cyprinodontiformes; Nothobranchiidae. The record is from RefSeq and is a predicted model, not a curated record.